Molecule: messenger RNA, 4041 nt
Organism: Hemisphaericaspora subhashii
Lineage: Eukaryota; Fungi; Ascomycota; Pichiomycetes; Serinales; Debaryomycetaceae
Gene: BNI4
Product: Bni4p
Exons: 1
Coding region: 1-4041 (1346 amino acids)
Biological process (GO): actin cytoskeleton organization
Molecular function (GO): actin binding
Source: RefSeq, a predicted model, not a curated record
AUGUCAAAUUCAGUAUCAAAGGAUUCAAUAGAUGAAUUCUUUUCUGAUAAUAGUUUUUAUUCAGCUCAUUCAACUUAUUCAAAUCCAACUAAUCAUAUCAAAAAUGUUAGAAAUUCAAUACAAAUUAAAUCUUCAAUAUCUUCAAGAUCUUUAAAAGAUAGUUUAAUAGACAACAACAAAUAUCCAUCUACUAAAACUAAUACAACUAAUACUACUAAUACCAAGAGUAAUAACAAUGGAAGUAUUCGAACAUCAUUUAUGAAGGCUUCUCCAUCGAUUAAAGCACUUGAAAGUUUAUUAAAUAAAAAGCAAGAACAUUGGCAACCAAAUAUAAUAUCAGAAGAGGAUGAUGAAGAAAUUAAUAAUAAUGAUAAUAAACAACUACCACAUUUAGAACCUUCAUUCUCUUAUAGUCCAGCGAAUGCUGAUUCUUUUCAAACAUUUGCAACAGCUGAAGAAGAUCAACAACAACAACAACAACAUAAUGAUGACGAUGAUAAACAACUGACAACUACAAAAUCUUAUAGAAUGUCAGAAUCUUCAAUAGCAGAAUUAGGAUAUGAUACAACUCCAGUAUUAGAAAAACCACCAACAGUAGAGAAUUUUACGCCGCAUAGUAAUAAUUCACCACAAUUAAAAAUGAUUGAUACAACAACAAAUAUUAAUCCACAAAGAUCAGGUUUAUUUAUACAAACUAAUGUACAAGAUCUUGAAAAUGCAUUUGAUCAAAUGGUUAACAAUAAACAGCAAGAACAACUGCAACUGCCGCUGAAAACAAGUCCACCAAGAUUUAUUAAAUUACCAAAUUAUACGACAGACCACCAACAAAAGCAACCGCAGCAACCACAACCGAAAAAAAUAUUGUCGAAUCAAUCCACUCAUAGUCCUAAACAAUCUUCACCAUUAAAUCAACAACAAAAGCUACCACUCGCUCAUAGUCCUAUUUAUACUAAUUAUUGUGGUUCUGAUACUAUCAGUAUUCAUAGUGGUCCUACUUCAUUUAACGUAACAUCACCAUUAUCAAAACCAACAUUUUCUAAACAUCAAUCAACAUUAUCCACGGGGUCACAAUCAGUAUUUUCCACUUCUUCACCCAACAUUAAAAAAAUUGAAUCCCUUCUGGAUUCUCCACAACUGCCUAAAUAUAUUACAAAACCAAAGAGUAUGUUAUCAAGUCCUCUGGAUAGAAAGCCAAGUUCACCUGUUCCGGAACCUCCCGCUUCCAGUCCAAGAAAUUCCACUCAAACUACAAGAACAUUAAGAAAGGUAAAUACUAAUUCAACAAGUUCAUUUUCUUCAAAGACAUUCGGUUCACAAUUUCAUGGUACUCCUAGAAGUAGAACAAUAAGUGAUAUUAGUAGUAUACCAGGUCGUCAAGCUCCGCCUCCACCCCCAAAACCGGCAGUUCUUCCAUCACAAUUUAAGAGCCAAGUUCCUCCUUCAUUACCUGCAUCUGCACCACCUGUGGUUACACAAGAGAAGAAGAAAUUUAGUAUUAAAUCAUUAUUUAAAUCAAAAUCAAGAGGGCAUUCACUUAAUAAACCUUCCAAGGAUGAAGUGGAUUAUUCACUCCCUAAAAAACUUCGAUCAAAAUCAUUUUCCACUUCAAUGUUGAAUGAAUUAGAGUCAAAACCACAACCAAGUAGUAAUAAUAGACGCAGUACAUUAUUCACCGCAUUUAGAAAGAAUAAAUCUCCAGACAAUGUAACUAAACAUGGAUUUGAGGAUGUUAAAAAGAAAGAACAUAUAGUUGGAUCAGGUUUGAGUCCAACUCCACCCCUGAGUGCUAGUUUACCUUCAACUUCAGUAUUGGAAAAUUCAAGAGCGACAGGGACAGGAACAACAACUCAUAGGACACCUACAAAGUAUGCAUCUAUGGGAAAUUUGAUUAGAGAAGUUAAUGAUGAUGAUGAUAAUGAUGCUGACAAGUUAUUACCCCCUCCAACUUUGCUUCCCACAUAUAGACAACCAGUUUCUCCAGAAGAAAAUCUUCGUAGUCCUCCAAGCAUGUUACGUCCUGCUUCAUAUAAUAGAAGAGGGUCAAAAGAUAGCCAACCUGGACAACUAGAUGAAGAUGAAGAUGACACCCUAAAUGAAAAACAAGAAGAAAUAUAUGAUGAAGAAAACCUUAUGUUUCACCCACCCAAGAAAAUCACCACUCAUGGAAUAAUCCAAACUCAAGAAAUGGAAAUCAUUCCCCCAUUAUUAGAUUCCGGUGAAUUCGGUUCUCCAUUCCAAGUCACCUAUUCAUCCCCAGCAUCAUCAUCUACCAAAACAACCAGUCCUCGUCCAGUUGUAAGUGCAGAAGUUAGUCGUACCCAACUGAUCCAACGCGCAAUCUCGCCACAAUUAUUAGGAGAAGCAUUAUUUCCAAAAUCCUUGAAUGCUCAUGAAGUAGAAAGUAUCGUUUCUUUAGAACGAUCAAGAUCGAUGAAAUCAGUCAGGUCGAUCUCGAUUAAACGAAGUUCAUUUGUGAAUUAUGAUGGGACCGAUGAUAAUAUUAUUCAAUAUAAUGGACCGGGGGCAGAACCGAAUCCUAAUGGAAUGACGAGAUCGAAUUCGAUAUUGAAGAAUUCGACAAGUCGGAGAUCAAAUUUGAAUCAGGAAUUGAAGAAUAAUAGUAAUAAUAGUAUUGAUGGAAAUAUCUUGCCUGCAGAACUUAUGAAUGGUGGUGGUACUGGUGCUGGUACAGGUGGUGUUGCUGGUAGUUCUCUGGGUGAUGAUCGGAUAGAUGAUUUGAUGGAAUUUAGUGCAUUUAUAGAUGUUGACAAUUUGAGUUUUUCAAAUUCACCAAAGGGGGUAAUAGCAAGAAGUAGUACUCCAACUUCACCAACUCCAAUUCAAUCUCCAUUAGCUGCUGAAUUUUUCCAAUUUGAACUGGAACAUGCUUCUUCUCCUGUUGUUGAAGAACCACCGAAGAUUGAAAUAUCGGCGCCACCUACUAGUAAGGAAUCUGAAUCGACGAUUUUGAUGGGUGGCCCUACUACUGCUACUGCAUUAGUGCCUGAAGCGAGACAAGAAACGGAAUCUCCUAUUGGAAAAUCGAGAACUCCAUCGCCGUUGAUGGGUGAUGAUCAAGAAGAAGCGGUGCCGAAAUCAAGUAUGGAAGAAGAAGUUCAUGAUUAUUCAGAUAAUGAUGAUAAGAAACAACAAGUGGAACAUGUGGAAAUUGAAAAACAAAAUGAACAUGAAGAGCAACAUGAUAUUUCAGAACCUGAUUGUUCACCAAUAAUUAACGGAAGCGUGCUUGAAAAUUCUCCGAUUUUGGAUUCGGCAUAUAGAAGCAAUGGUGGUAUACAUAGAAAUCGACCAAUAUCUAUGUCGUUCAAAGGAAUGCAUGCUCCAUCAUUUUCAGGAAAAUUGAAUACUCAACCUGGAUUAAGAAUCAGUGGAUCACAUCAAUCAUUCACCAUCUCCAUGAAUGAUGACUCUUCUGUCGGUGGAGGAUUUGGAUCCAGUAGUGAAGAAGAUUAUGAUGACGAUGAGGAUUAUUUAUCAGAUGAUCAAGAUAUGAAUUAUGGAAAUGAGAACAAUUUCUCCGUGAGAAAGAUUGGUGUUGCUCCUCCACCACCAAUACUACCUCGAUCAGCCUCGGCUCCAAUCCCACCCCAUAUCGUGAGACAAACCAGACCAAACAGUCUAGUCAUCCCACCGCCACCACCUCCUCCACAACAGCCUCCAUUAGCACGACCACCUCCACAUUUCAAAUUCAGUCAUAAUAAGAUCCCCUCCAUCUCGGACCAAUCAUCAGUGACAUCAUCACCCAGAUCAUUAUCAUCAAUGGUCAGGUGGAGAGUCUCGUCAUCUACCGCAUCACCCACCAAACAACAACCAAUUGAGAAAUCAAGUGGGGUUAGGUUUAGUUCAAGGAUUAUAUUGUAUGAUACUUAUAAUGGAGAUGAAUAUGAUCGACAUCCAGAUACGGCCACUUGUAAUCAAUUAACGCCGGCUUUGGCUCAGCAGAUUAAAGAGGAAUUGAAUAGUUUUAAGAGUGAGAUGGAGAUACAUAUUGAAAGUAGGCAUUAUACCCAUUUCUUCUGA